This is a messenger RNA of Hypoxylon trugodes, 1044 nucleotides long. RefSeq lists its product as uncharacterized. Bases 1 to 1044 code for a protein of 347 amino acids. Lineage: Eukaryota; Fungi; Ascomycota; Sordariomycetes; Xylariales; Hypoxylaceae. The transcript has 2 exons. The record is from RefSeq and is a predicted model, not a curated record.
AUGGAUACUACGUUUUCGGACGACGAGAAGCGGUACAUCCUAGGUGAAAUGAUCAAAAAUAGUACCAUAGACGUUCCGACUCUCGUCGAGUUUAUCAAGGCUCACCAGGUCAGGCCAGACUGGAUGAUGAUGCAACUUCCUAGUGGUGCGUAUUCGAGGACCGCAUUUUCCGAGUAUAUCCCCCUAAUGAAAGCAGGCCGUAAUAUGAAUCAGUGCUAUAAUGCAGCUGAGAUCAUGUUCCAGACUAAACUACCAGAGCCGGACUUCAGAAAUGUUAAGCGCAAAUCUAUGAGCGACCUAGUCGAACCGCCUACGAAAAGACAAGCGAUGAUGGUUCCUAUCGAACCUCCCAUAGCGCCAGCGCGCAUUAUUCAGCCCCGGCCCCCUCCAAAUGGCUAUCCCCCGUCCGUACCCGUCAGUAUUAGUCCGCCUGUAACAUCGACGGGAAAGAAACGUGGCCGGCCUUCCAAGGCAGAUAAGGAAGCUCAAGCACGCGCAGUCUACUCGCGGCUAAAUGAUUAUACGCCCAUUACACCAGCCCCUCUAGCUCCAAUCGCCAUUCAACCCCAACGCGAAUACGCAUCUUCUCCAGGAUACGAGAUUUCCAGCAAUCCAAACGAUCAGAGGUCCAAGAAACGCGGAGGUUUCGGUCCAAUCGAUAGCCCACAACACGCGAGUAGCUCGUUCCCUCUGCAAUCACCCGCGUCAACGACAGAUACGCCUCGAGCUCUACCGGAACCUCUUGAUCAAGUAGAGAGAGCUACUCUAUCUCCUCGCGAUCGAGGUUCGGUUGCGAUGGAUUCGCGAUCGCCACCACUUCUACCGCAUAUGCAACACCAAGAUUCCUCCCAGGCACUUCCUCCUUUACAGCCUCGAACGCAGCCUCCACCUCCAUUUACGCAUUCGCCACGAACGUCGCACACCUAUGAGCCCCAUCGUAAUAUUGACCCUAUAUUCCCGGAUAGAGAUAGGACGAGACACAUGCCGGAUCAGCUAAAAGAACCUCCCCCCACUCCAGUAACCACGGUAGCGAAUCGGGGUUAG